Danio rerio (zebrafish) is the source of this 4518-nucleotide messenger RNA. Lineage: Eukaryota; Metazoa; Chordata; Actinopteri; Cypriniformes; Danionidae. The record is from RefSeq and is a predicted model, not a curated record.
UAAUCCAUUCCAACCGCAGCAUAGCGACCGAGCUUGACUACGGGGGAGAACCGCACACAGCCACUUAAAGGAAAACACAACAUUUGGAAACAAAUGAGAAAGAAACGCGCCACUUUUUACAGAAAUCUACGAAAAUCCUCUGGACGUAACAGGAAUGCAUCGGCCAAACGACAGGAUACGGAAUACGUUUGUGUGGCGUGUCUAACAGUUUGCGUUGCUGUACAACGAGCUUUUGGGGCUAACAGGCUAGCAUAGUUGUCGCUAAAACAUGGUGGGCAGACACUGAGCGAAAAACCUUCCAGACUCACUCAACUAUUCCCGGAGUAUGCUGGAAAAAUUACUCGGUUUCUAUGUGUUAUGUUUGGAAGAUUAUUUUUGGACUUUAAAAUAGUUUUUUGUCCAUGUUGAAAACUCGCGCACGACCUUUGAAAGUUUUUUUCCUUCAUUUUUGACGUUAACCAUCCAAGUUCCGUGGGUGAAAAAAUAUGAUUGAUUGAUGUAGUACGUACUUAACUGAGAAUGCACAAGAAACGAGGAGUUUCUUACAAAAAGCACAACUCCUUCGGCAAAGUUACGCGAUUCAGAGCAUCACCCUCUCAUCCAUUCAUAUAAGUUAACAGCGUGAACGCAAUGCUCUGUAUAUAGGCUGCACGAACUCUAUUGGAAUAUAGGAAAACAUUACCAUGGAUAAUCCGGAAUACAUCUCUACCUGUGGUUAAUUAAUGGCACUUUUCUUACGCUUUGGAGUUAACUUAUUUGGACCAGUCCAAGCAAAGCAACACAUGGUUUGCUUACCAAUCAUUUUAGAAGACUUGCAGAGAAAAUUACAUGGAGACUAAGUGUUGGUCAUGCCAAGGAAGGAGUUACCAUUGCCAGAGGGUUGGGAAGAGGCCCGAGAUUUUGACGGGAAGGUCUAUUAUAUAGACCAUAUUAAUCAAACCACCAGUUGGAUUGACCCAAGGGAUAGGCAGACUAAGCCUCUGACUUUUGCCGACUGUAUUGGAGAUGAGCUGCCUGUGGGAUGGGAGGAGGCCUACGACCCCCACGUCGGAGCCUAUUAUGUCGACCACAACACCAAAAGCACUCAGUUGGAGGACCCGCGGGCUCAGUGGCAGCGGGAACAGGAGCUUAUGUUGCACGAUUAUCUGAAUGUGGUUCAGGAAGCACUGAGUGCCCAAAAGGAGAUCUACCAGGUCAAAGAGCAGAGACUUCGCCUGGCCCAGCAGGAAUAUCGGCAGCUAAAUGAUGCUUGGCGGGACAAGUCUUCCUCACAGACUAGCUUAAAUUCCAGAUCCUCAUCAAGCAGUAAAUAUGACCCUGAAAUCCUCAAAGCAGAGAUUGUUACAGCAAAAAGCCGGGUAAAUAAGCUGAAGAGAGAUUUGGCCUAUAUGAAGCAAGAACUGCAUUAUAAGGAGCAAGGCUUUGAGACGUUGAAAGAAAUUGAUCAUAAAGUGUCCAGUGCCUCACAUGGCUACAAACUGCAUGAAGCCCAGGCCAUCCUGAAGGAGGUGAAGUCCAUCAAAGAUGCCAUCAGCUCGGGAGAGAAGGAGAAGCAGGAGCUCAUGCGGAAACUGGCCGUGCUGAAAGAUGGUUUCCAGUUAGAUUAUGGCUCUCAGUCUGACCUGUGGGCCAGCAAUCCGUCCCUGGCCAACUCUAACCUCUCACUCCCCCGACUCUAUUCAGACGCAGAGUCCCAAACAGAUAUACCUGCUCAGUUUGUAUCAAGCUCAAAUAAACUGGCUGAGAAGGUACGACUGAGCCUGAAAUAUGAGGAGGCGAAAAGAAGGAUUGCAAAUAUCGAAGUCCAGAUUGCAAAGUUGGAUAGCGAGGCAUGGCCAGGCCUGCUGGACCCAGAGAGAGAUCGCUUGAUCCUCAUCAAUGAGAAGGAAGAGCUGCUUAAGGAACUGCAGUAUGUAAGGCCGUGCAAACGUGCACCAAAUGAGGCAGAGAAGAUCGAGUCUGAGAAAAAACGACUCGAGAAGGACCUGCAAGCUGCACGGGACAACCAGAGCAAAGCACUGACUGAGAGGUUGAGGCUGCACUACAGAAGAAACAAACUAGUGAAGGAACUGGAAGAGACGGUGAGGGUGGCGUCUUCUCUGCACACCCAGCUGAAAAGUCUGUCAGCCAGCACUCUGUCAUGUUCCUCGGGCAGCAGCCGUGGAUCGUUGACGUCCAGUCGGGGAUCCCUGGCCAACUCCAGCUUGGGCUCCACUUCCUCGCUCAGCUUCACCGAUGUCUACCUGGAGCAACCCGAACUAGGCGAUCCUGACUUCCAGAACAAACUGGACUCUAUUUUGCAGGAGGGAAGCACCUCUGGCUACAGGCCUUCUAGUUCCAUCACUACCAUCCAUGAGAAUGAGGUCUCAUCCUCGUCUGUGCAAAUCGGGGGUGGUCCCGGGGUGGGACAAAGAACCCAAGUUCUGCGACUGUCAGAGACACCUCACUCAAUGAACUCACUGUCCCCACGUUCUUCACUGUCUUCCCUGUCUCCUCCUUGCUCUCCUCUUGUUACUGAGGCUUCCUUCCUUUCGGGAGAGGUCUUUUCUGGUCCGGCCUCACAGUUGGAUUUAGAUCUGCAGACCAGGCUGAUGGAGCUCCGGUUAGAAGAGGACCAACAGCAGGGGCAGCUGAACUACCAGGACAACAAACAAGAAAGCAUUAUGGCUGUAGAGUCUUCAAAAGAUGCUGUUACGCAAACAAGAGGAUCCGGGCCUGGAUCGAAGAAAGCGGGGGUAACAUCUGCAGUGUCUGACGAAUCGGUUGCAGGUGACAGCGGUGUAUACGAGCCCUCGGAGAAAAGACCUGGGCUUCCAGUUGAGCAGCUGCUGGCUUUUGAUGACGGGAGCUCAGCAAGCAGCGCUCAGAUCAAACUUGGCCUGAAGUACGAAGUGAAAGAGAAGAGGUUCACCGUGUUCGUAAUGCAGCUCUCCAACUAUAGCGCGCUCUCUCUGCCAGCCAACCAGAACAUAUAUGUUCGCGUGGUGGUUCUGCCAUGCUCGGAGACCGUUCGGUGUCUGUUCCGCACACACUGCGCUCUGCCACAGGAGCCCGUAGAGUUAAAGGAAGCGUUUAGCCUGCAGGUGUCCUCCACUGCUCUCCGACAGAAGACCCUGCGCAUUGAUGUCUGCACCACCAGCAAAUCAGGCCGCGAGCACUGUCUAGCUGGUGCUCAGAUCAGCUUGGCUGAUGAGGAGUAUUCAGAGGAAUGGUGCACCAAGUGGUACAACCUUCUCAACUGCACGUACAUGCCAGAAAUGGAUGGAAAGCAAAAAGAAACAGAGAUGCCCGCUCUGCAGGAGCUGACUCCCGCUUCCUCGGAGAACGCAGCCUCGUGCAUGGAGAACGUUCCACUUGAGGACUGGCCUGCAGAGACGUUAGAGGGUGACGUGUUUGUGGACGAAGAGGGCAGUGAUGGUGAGGAAGGUGAAGAGUUUUACCCUGAUGACUGCCAGUGGGAACAGGAGGAAGAGCCGCUUAAAGCUGGACCGACAACUGUUAUCGCAGAAAAGGUGAAUAAAGAGACUAGUAUGGACGGUCUCCCUCAUUCUACUUCUGUAGUUCGGCCCAAGGAGCGGCGACAUGAUGUUCAUCAGCAAAACCCUUUUAUGCGGGGAAACACCAUCAUCAGGUCCAAGACAUUUUCACCUGGACCUCAGAGCCAGUAUAUCUGCAGGAUCAACCGCAGCGACAGUGACAGCUCAACAUUGUCGAAGAAAUCUCCCUUCGUCCGGAAUGCCUCUGAGAGACGCAGCGUUCGCAUGAAGAAGCCACCAAUGCAGGUCAAAGGUCUGGAUGGCCUCCUGCGCACCUCUCUGGAUCUGGAGCUAGACCUGCAGGUCACUCGCACGCGACACAGCCGUCUGACCGAGGAGCUGCGCGUGCUGCGGGAGCUUAAGGAACAGAUGGAGAAGGCACGGCAGCAGGGCCAGCACGUCCUUCCCACAUGGGUACAGGAGGAUGAGCGCUUCUGUCUGCUGCUCAAACAUGCAGAGAGACAGACCCAGGAAGAGCAGCUACAGGAAAAGAGGGUAGAGAAGAUGAUGAGAGCAGCGGCCAAGGAUGUACAUAAGAUUCGUGGACAGAGCCUCAAGGAGGUUCCUGGGGUCCAGUCCUUUAGAGAGAAGAUGGCCUUCUUCACCAGAGCGAAGAUAAACGUUCCCGACCUACCAGCGGACGAUGUGUAGAAGAUAAUCCAUCUUUAUGUCUCAUUUGGAGGCGAAAACUGACAUCUGGCGGUAUUAUGAAGAAUGGUGUGACAGGAAAAUGUAUGUAGGGCAGGAAACGUCAUUUGAAAACACUGGGUUUUAACGCUCAACUGAAAUUGUAUAGAUCCGUUUUUAUUUUUUGUUUUUAGAUAGAUUUAUUUUUUAAAUUUCACCACGUUCUGUUACUAAUAAGUGUAUGUCGGCAUCUGUGCUAGGUAUUUUAGUGGUCAUUCAAUACAUCAAGCUGGACUGUGUACUGUAUCUCUUGAUGAUGUGAAUACAGAUAUUUACGGUACUAUUUUUAUCUAUA